Messenger RNA from Epithele typhae, 390 nucleotides. RefSeq names its product YjgF-like protein. Bases 1 to 390 code for a protein of 129 amino acids. The transcript is spliced from 2 exons. Lineage: Eukaryota; Fungi; Basidiomycota; Agaricomycetes; Polyporales; Epitheliaceae. The record is from RefSeq and is a predicted model, not a curated record.
AUGCAGAAACAUACCACAGGAAACCCUUAUGAAAAGCGGUUCGGCUACUCCAGAGCCGUCCGACAAGGACCGUUCAUCUUCGUAUCUGGCACCACUUCCAUCGACCCUCAGUCCGGCGAGAUUCUCCACCCCAGCUCGGCUUUCAAGCAAGCCCAGACUAUCUUCGAAGAGAUUUUUCGAGCCAUCAAAGCCUUAGGAGGAGACAAAACGAACGUCGUCCGCGUACGCAUGUUUAUCACGAACAGCGGUGAUGCAGACCAGGUUGGAACGGCUUUCAAAGAGGCUUUGGGAGAUGUGGCGCCGGCCGCGACGAUGCUGGUCGGGACUCGUUUUGUCUCCUGCGAGAUGCUGGUGGAGAUCGAGGCAGACGCGGUUGUCUCGUAUGAGUGA